Messenger RNA from Ectocarpus siliculosus, 2115 nucleotides. The record is from the annotation of a GenBank genome assembly. Lineage: Eukaryota; Phaeophyceae; Ectocarpales; Ectocarpaceae.
AUGGUGCUCCGAGCGUGGGUAACAGGACCGAGAGGUCUUAGAAGUGGGCUAGCCGCGCCCUUGCGUGGAAUAUGUGUGGCUGUCCGAUGGUGCAGCACGAAUUCUUCUUCCGAUGCUGCAGGACGGCAGCCGGAGAUGACGGUGAACGACUUGCAUCGGCAGCCAGACAUGCUGUCGGGGUUUGACCCUAGCCUGAUACGCAACUUCAGCAUCAUCGCGCACAUCGAUCACGGCAAGAGCACCCUGGCCGACACCCUUUUGGUCCGGACGGGAACCAUCAGCGCGAAGGACAGCCGGGGUAGUCCCCAGAUGCUCGACACGCUCAAGGUUGAGCGGGACAGGGGGAUCACGGUCAAGGCUCAGACGGCGAGCAUGUUACACGACGGGCACCUCUUGAACCUCAUCGACACGCCCGGCCACGUGGACUUCAGCUAUGAGGUGGUGCGGAGCCUCUCAGCGUGCCAGGGGGCCCUGCUGCUCGUAGACGCCACCCAGGGGGUGCAGGCACAGACGCUUUCCACAGCGAAGGCGGCGCAGGCGGCGGGGCUCAAGCUCGUGCCCGUGGUGACCAAGAUAGACCUGCACCACGCCAACGUCGAGGACGCAAUACUGUCGGUCGCGACCACUUUCGAUCUGGAUCCGGAUGACGUCAUUCCCACUUCGGCCAAGACUGGCGAGGGCGUUGAUGAGGUGUUGGGAGCGAUCAUUGAAAGGGUACCCCCGCCGCCCCGAGUGGUGGAUCCCGCUGCUCCUCUGAGGGCACGGUUGGUGGACUCUUGGUAUGAUACUGUCCGAGGCGUUGUGUGCUUGGUAGAAGUCGUGGAUGGCUGCCUGGUGGAGCAAGAUCGAGUUGUUCCGUUCCAUCUCAAGUAUGGUUCCGGUUCCGCCUCCGGUUCCGGUUCGGACGCGGCGGGCGGCGGGUCUCCUGCCCCAUCGACGAGCUCGGAGACGUUCUCGGUGCAGGAGGUGGGCCUCCUGACGCCGGCACCGACGAGGACGGGGGCUCUGUACCCGGGGCAAGUUGGCUACAUCAUCGCGGGAAUGCGCUCCACCCGACAGGCGACCAUGGGAGACACCAUAAUCAAGGCGGGGGUCUCUCCGCCACCCUCCCCUCUCCUCAUCAUCGAGCCGUCCAAGAGCAUGCUCUUCGCGAGCGUGUAUCCUCUUGACGACGGAGACUUCGACUCUUUGCUGAGAGCGGUGGAACGGCUGGCCCUCAACGACGCGGCGAUCGAGUGGGAGAGGGAGCAGAGCCCGGCGCUGGGCAUGGGCCUGAGGAUGGGCUUUCUUGGCGUCUUGCACAUGGAGGUGUUUCACCAGCGUCUUGUCGACGAGUUCGACACGCCGGUGCUCCUCACCACUCCGACGGUUCCCUACCAGAUUCAGCCAUCUGGAGGGCGAGAUCCCGUCACUGUGAUCAACCUUUCCGAUUGGCCCGAUCCUUCGAAGAAGGACGGCUUGAAAUUCAAGGUCCUGGAGCCCGUGGUGGACGCGACCAUCAUUACCCCGACGGAAUGCCUGGGGGCAAUGCUUACCUUGCUCAAGAACAGGAGAGGGCGUCAGACUUCGAUAAAGUACCUGGAUGGUGAACGGGUCUUGCUGGAGUACAAGCUACCGUGGCAGGAAGUCGUGAGUGAUCUCCACGACCAGGCCAAGACGGUUUCGUCAGGGUACGCGAGCUUCGACUACAGCGCCGCCGAGCCCGAGGCUGCGGACCUGGUGAAGGUGGACAUCUCCAUCAACGGGGAUUCGGUGGACGCUCUGAGCUUCGUCUGCCACCGCGACGCCGCGCAGAGGAAGGGAAGGGACGUGGCGAGGCGCCUGAAAGAGGUGAUCGACCGCCAGCAGUUCGAGGUGGUUGUGCACGCGAAGAUGGGGGCGAGGCCCUUCGCCAAGGAGAGAAUACCCCCCUACCGGAAAGACGUGCUGAUGAAGUCGGGGAAGUUAGUCGGGGGGGGAGACUCUAGCCGCAAGAAGAAGCUGCUAGACAAGCAGAAGAAGGGGAAGGCCAGAGCCAAAACCGUGGGGCGCGUGCAGCUAAGCCAGGAGGCGUUCUGGGCCGUGCUCUCCGGCGGCAGCGGCGCCGGCGGCGCUGGUGGAGGUGGGGGCCGAUAG